Molecule: messenger RNA, 1631 nt
Organism: Daphnia pulicaria
Lineage: Eukaryota; Metazoa; Arthropoda; Branchiopoda; Diplostraca; Daphniidae
Gene: drk
Product: growth factor receptor-bound protein 2
Exons: 5
Coding region: 357-992 (211 amino acids)
Molecular function (GO): protein binding
Source: RefSeq, a predicted model, not a curated record
GUGCGUCAAAGCCAAGAACUAACUUGUUUCCCAAAAUUAUGGCUGUCUGGCUUUCGUCGGGCCCCGAAAACAGUGUAUAGUUAAUCAAACAAUCGUGGAUACGGAUACGUCAGUUGAUAGUCAAUAUUGUUAAACAAUUUGUGGGAAAUGCUAUUCGUUUUUGAGUUCCGAGAAGUGUAAUUCGACUUUGAACGAAGUCAAAACAUUUUGGUGAUUGGCCAACAACCGUUUCACUUGAUAAACGUAGCCGUGGUGCACAUCCGGCCUAGCCUUGAAAAGGAAAUUCCUUCUCUGAAGCUUGUUUUGCCAAGAAAUACUUUAUCAUCUGUGAUUUUAUAAAACGUGUUAUUUUCGAGAUGGAGGCCAAUUCUAAACAUGACUUUAAUGCCACUGCUGAAGAUGAGCUUAGUUUUCGAAAAGGGCAAGUUCUCAAGAUUCUGAAUAUGGAAGAUGAUCUGAAUUGGUAUAGAGCAGAAUUGGAUGGAAAAGAAGGGUUGAUUCCUAGUAACUACAUUGAAAUGAAAAAUCAUGAUUGGUACUAUGGAAGAAUAACCAGAGCUGAUGCAGAGAAACUCUUGGGCAACAAACAUGAAGGCGCUUUUGUUGUUAGAGUCAGUGAGAGCUCACCGGGAGACUUUUCCCUGUCUGUUAAAUGUGGCGAUGGUGUCCAGCACUUCAAAGUACUUCGCGAUGCCCAAGGGAAGUUCUUUUUGUGGGUGGUAAAAUUCAACUCGCUCAACGAACUGGUCGACUACCAUCGCUCCACAUCUGUUUCUCGGUCUCAGGAUAUAAAGUUACGAGACAUGGUGCCUGAAGAGUUCUUGGUGCAGGCACUAUACGAUUUCACCCCGCAAGAACCAGGUGAAUUGGAAUUUAAGCGAGGCGACGUCAUAACUGUGACAGACCGUUCUGAUCAACAUUGGUGGACUGGAGAAAUUGGCGCCCGCCGCGGCCUCUUUCCUGCCACUUACGUUGCCCCGUAUCAUACUUAAAAGGCGAAGGCACUGUUCGUUCGUUUUCUUUUGCUCCUUUUCUUUUCUUCAUAAAUUUUUCUUCAUUUUUUUUUUCUUUUUGUAUUAAAGUGGUGCGUCCGUUCUUAAGACUCAAGUUAUUUUUGCCGACUUCGAACCUAAACACAUUACUAACUUUGAUAACAAAACAGUAAAAGUGAUGAACAGCUAGGAUUGACAGGAUUGCAUCUCAUUUCUCAUUGAAAGCAGUUUGUAAAAUUGCUUUCUUUUCAGUUUUUUUCCGUUUAUGUUGUUCUAACCUCGAUUUUCGACUGUAUUUCCCCUCAAGCACACAGCUUUCGGGAUUGCCAUUAGAUGUGGCUUUGGUCGAAUAGUCAUGUUGGAGCAAUUUGUGUGGUUUUGAUUGCGGAAAGAUAAGUUAACUUAUCCAUAACGUCGACAACAAUUACUGGGCUAUUAAGUUUGCCCGUCAUUUCUGUUGCUUCUUCUUAUCUUAUUGGCUCUUUUCCCUUUUUUGUCGACAUUUUAAAGUGAAUUUCGAUUUUCUACCUAUAUCGAUAACCUCUUCAUAACUCUCACUCUUAUGAACUAGCUUGAGACCAUGCUAUACUUGUACAUCGAACAGUAUCUUGAUUGAUGAAAAUAUAAUGUGCAAACCAA